AUGUCUCCCUCGGACCUCACCUACAUUCUCAUGGGCCUAGCAGGCUACCAAGCUGCGAACCGUCUACUUCAUUGCGUCGUCAGGCGUUAUAACCCUUCAUUCUACGCAACCCUCGAAAAAGACCGAUCUUCCAAACUUGCCCCUUACUUUGUCUUUCCCCUCGGCAUCCUGUUUACCCUCGUCUCCGCCCCGAUAUGCUUGUACGCAUACGGCAAUACGCCUCGAGAAUCAGAUAUCUUCGGCGUUCAACGGCCCUUCGCCACAGCAGGCAAGGUCUGCCUAGCUUCUCGCGGCAUACUCUGGGUCUCUGAGCUGCCACUGCUCGCCUACUCCCCCGAAUACGUCACUCAUCAUGUCCUUUCCCUGGCUUCUCUGCUUCUCGUUCUUAUGCGGAAUAUGCCGCGGCGGCCGAUAUACCUGAUCUACGCGGGCCUGAUAACCGAGCUGUUCUCCGAUACCGUCGCGCUCUUGAGGCUGCAUGGGCGCCACGCGAAUUCCUGUGUAGUCUUCAGAGCGGCGAUGCUUGCUAACGUUGUGGGCAUGAGUUUGCUACGGAUCCUUCCCAUUGUGGUUUUCACAGCAGGGAUGCAGAAGACGAGCCUUGACUACGUGGGAGGCAUCGUAAUGUACUGUGCCUAUCUCCUUCGACUGUCGUUCUUGCAACUAAAGAUUCUGGGAUUCAUCAAGGGUAGCUUAGGUCAGAGAGUUCUGACCCGGUUCUUGGGGAAGUCUGCGACACAAGUGGCCGCGAGGUGGAUGCCUCGACCGAAACCUCUCGUCGUUCUUGCUACGGUUACGAUUGCACUGUCUUCAGCAAUCGAAUACUCUGCCGGCUCUCAAAGUCUUAUUGCUGAAGUCCAAGAAUGA
This is a messenger RNA of Colletotrichum siamense, 867 nucleotides long. RefSeq lists its product as uncharacterized. The record is from RefSeq and is a predicted model, not a curated record. The transcript has a single exon. Lineage: Eukaryota; Fungi; Ascomycota; Sordariomycetes; Glomerellales; Glomerellaceae. Bases 1 to 867 code for a protein of 288 amino acids.